AUGAUCUCUCUGUUUGCUGCUCUUUGUUCCCUCAUAGCUGUGGAAACUUCUGACAUCUCUGAGGUUCAGGUGCAGACAGUGAGGAGUGGAGAUGAUGUGAUUAUACGAUGUGAUCUAAACCCGAGCGGUGGAAAUAAAGAGAAUUUAGUUUGGUACAAGCAGAGUUUUGGAAAAGUGCCUCAGCAUUUGGGUAGAAAAAUUAUGAAUUCUUACAGAUUACUAGAACGAUUUAAUAAUGGACGCUUCAAAUUAACAUCAGAUGAAAAAGGGCUUGAACUCAGCAUCACUGGAACUAAAGAAGAGGAUUCAGGAACCUUUUACUGUGCAGAGAUGCUGAAUAAUGCAGCUGAUUUCAUAUCUGGACGUAUUUUGGUGGUUGAAGCUGACGAGAGGAAGAACAGAGAACCUCUCAGACUCCGGUGUUCAGAAAGCAGUGAUGGGUGUGAGAAGAUCUCUGAGGCUGGUUCUCCUGAACACAACUGUAGCUUCACUUUACUCAGGAGGAACCUUCAAUCUUCUCAUGAUGGAAAAUACUUCUGUACUGGUGCUGCACGGGAAGAGAAUCAGAACAGAAAUGGAGCUAAAGUUAAUGUAAAAGUAAUUGCCCUGUCCACAUUAAUUGUGAUAUUAGUGAUUAUAAUUCUGAUCCUGGUUGGAGUUUUACUGAGAAAUCAAAAGAAAGGUGCUUCCAACACUCAUCCAAGUCCCACAAAUCAGGUCGUGGAUGAAGAAAACUUGAAUUAUGCAGCUCUGAAGUUUACUAAGAAACCUUCCUCCUCCCCCAGAAGAUCCAGAGAGAAGAACCAUCAAGAUGUUUAUGCUCAGGUUAAAACACGAUAG
Messenger RNA from Trichomycterus rosablanca, 840 nucleotides. RefSeq lists its product as uncharacterized. Lineage: Eukaryota; Metazoa; Chordata; Actinopteri; Siluriformes; Trichomycteridae. The transcript is spliced from 5 exons. Bases 1 to 840 code for a protein of 279 amino acids. Gene Ontology annotation, biological process: response to bacterium. The record is from RefSeq and is a predicted model, not a curated record.